Messenger RNA from Acipenser ruthenus (sterlet), 3334 nucleotides. RefSeq names its product glutathione S-transferase, C-terminal domain containing (gene gstcd). NCBI's taxonomy places the organism in Eukaryota, Metazoa, Chordata, Actinopteri, Acipenseriformes, Acipenseridae. The transcript has 12 exons. The record is from RefSeq and is a predicted model, not a curated record. The coding region runs from base 173 to 2065 and encodes 630 amino acids.
GAAAUGCAACGCAGCAAUGUGGUUGUGUAUGGAAGCACGGGUGGAUUUGCUUGUUACACGAAGAGGAAGUGGUUUCAAACAGCGUGACUGACUGCAUACACAGAAAGAGAUCUACUUACUCACGGUAGUGUAUUGCAAAACUGGCUGCAUUGUCAUUAGAACAUUUGAAAAAAUGAAGCAUACCAAUUCAAACAGCAUAGAAGAAUGUCUGUACUUGGCAGUGUCCGGUCAGAGUGAAGAGACUGUUCCUCUUCAUACAUCCAUAGCUUUGUUCCUCCUGUCCUACUGCGAGUCCAAGUCUUUUCGAGUUUGCCUGGUUUCUGCCACCUCCCUGGCUGGUGAGGGGCAUUCAUGGAGGCAAUGGCUGCCCGAGGGCAUGGAUUUCAGAAUGAUCUCCAUGCAGGAGUUGCCCCAGGUUAUAAGGAGCUGCCGCCUGCCUGCAGUGGUGGAAGAGGGUGGCAGGUACUGUCGUGCUGGCCUGGCAGUAGUACUGAGACACAUAAUCAAGAGGACUCUUGAGGCAGACCCUUGCAGGAAAGAUGUAGCUGAACUGCUGGGCUUUAAGAAGACCUGCUUAAAGGCCUGUGCUGAAGUGAGUGAGUGGACCAGGCUAUGUGAGCUUAGCAUCCCCUCUGCUGUAGAAGACUUCUGCAGGCAGCCAGAUCAUCAGUCAGAGAUCCCCACUGCACUCCUACACCUAGAGAAGAAACUUAGGGAGCCUGUCAGGGUCCACAAUGAUGAUAAAAUCCGGAGGCAGAAGCUGCAGCAGAAGAAAGACAUGCCAGGGGCAGGACUUCAGGGUGGCUCAGUAGAGCGUAACCCAGAAGAGGGAGCAGCUGAGGAUCUUCAGAGCUCAGAUCAGCUGGAGCUCCAAGCUGCCCUUGCCAAACUCUCUGUGGAGGAGGUACACUCUGCUGCCACCAGGGGGCCACCUCACAUCAGGAAAGUGAAAACCACUGAGCUCCCAUCUCUGGAGCAUGUGUUUGCAGAGGGGCUGUACUUCACUCUCACUGAUGUUGUCCUAUUACCGUGCCUUCAUCAAUUUCUGGUUUCUCUUGGCCAGCAACCAGGCUGGAUGUUGGAGCGACUGCCUCUUCUGCAGCGGUGGUACCUGCAUAUCCAGGAGGUGCCUGGAGUGCGCAGGGCAGCUAGCAGCUGUGGAAUCCACUUCCUCAGCCUCCCAGAGCAAGGGCCUGCCCCCAGUUCGGAACCACAGAACCCGACCAAUCACGAAGAGGAAAAGGCAGUGGCUCCUUUCAUAGGCGGGCCAAGGCCGACUAUGACAAAACUGAAAGACAAUGGCAUUGAGGCUGUUUACUCUCCACAUCCUUGCUCGUCAUGGGCCCUGGACUGGGACAGUCUUCCAGCAGCUGUCAAUCCCACGGAAGGAAAAAUGUCUAACGACCGUGCUUUGCGAAAACGGCAGCAAUUGAACAAUCUUGUUGGUAUGGUGACAAAACUGGCCCAGCCUGGCGAGACUGUGGUGGAUUUCUGCAGCGGAGGGGGGCAUCUUGGAAUUGUUCUUGCUCACACCCUGCCGGCAAUGCAGGUGGUUCUGAUUGAAAACAAAGAGGAGUCUCUGGUCAGAGCUAAGAACAGAUGCGAUGAGCUUGGUUUAAACAACAUCUGGUUCAUUCAAGCAAACUUAGAUUAUUUUACUGGACCAUUCAAAAUUGGGGUCGCACUUCAUGCUUGUGGAGUAGCUACAGAUAUGGUUAUGGAGCACUGCAUCAAGGCACAGGCUGCCUUUGUCAUCAGCCCGUGCUGUUACGGAUUCAUACAAAACACAGUCAAGUUCACUUUCCCCAGAAGCCAGCAGUUCAUGGAUGUUUUGUCUUACAAGGAACACAUGGUCCUGUGCAGGUUUGCAGACCAGACAGAAUUCCAGCUGCCUGCUGACCGGCGGUUAAUAGGUAAGCAAUGCAUGGGCCUGGUGGACUUGGAUCGGGCCCAAGCUGCAGAGAGAAACGGCUACUCCGUCAAGGUAAUGUCCAUGGAGCCAGAGAGCUGCUCCCCAAAGAACAACAUGGUGGUAGGGGUUCCUGCGGACUGUGAACUAAUCUGAAUUGCGUGAAUCCACAUUAAUCUUCACGAUUAAGCUGUGUGGGGCAUUGAAAGCAGACAAGCCUUCAUUCAGCUGCCUCGCAGAUCUCCAAACGUUAUCCCAUCUCCCCAAUGUCUCAGGAAGUGGAAGCAAUAUGAUGUGCCUUCAUAACCUGCUGAGCGUCACUAAUCCAAAUGUAACUGUUGUCAAAUGGCUCUUGCUCCCACCUUCCUGGGAAAUCAACAAGUUCUAAUUAUCCUACCUUUGGAACGGCAUCCUCAAGCACAAUGUGGUGUCAGGACUGUACAGCUGGUUUCCUGCUGAGCCUAGCAGUCUGUGUAUUGUAACAUCUGGAGGUUUUUGCCCACAGGGAGUUUACUGAAGAGUCUAAGGUUUUAACUUUGCAUGUAAAUAAAUGAAUAGGUGUUCCAGACAAGUUUCUUUUAAAGGUGUCAUUUUUCCUUUUGGCAUUUUACUGGAAAAGGGGAUAUUGUGGUUGUUUUUGGGGAGGAAAGAUAUGUUUCGUUUCGCAACAUGACAAUUACUAUAUUGAAUGAACUGAUGAACUUAAUGUCCUGUAUCAUGCUGACAAAUAUUUAUAUCAGUAUAAAUUAUCUUUGUCAAGAAAAUAUUUCACAUGUGCAAAAUGUACAAAUAAAUAUGGACUUUUACUGUAUUUUAAAUAUUUUCAUCAUGCAGUCGUUGGAUGUGUGUGCCUCAUAUUCAAAUUUCAAGGAUUAAAAAAAAGAGAAUGUUACAAGUGCAUGACCAAUAGUUAUUAAAUAUAUAAUAAUAAUAAUAAUUAAAAUAAUAAUUUAGAUAUACUGUACAUUAACUUGAUUUUUAGUGUUGUCACACAAGUAUUGCCCAUUGCAACAGACAGAAACAUCUAUAGUGCAAGACAUUAAAAAACAACACCAAUUAAACAUAUAUUUAUGUAUAAAUCAUGUUAGAAAGAUUAUUUUUGUAAUUGUUACAAAUAUGUUACAACUUUAGAUUAUAAAUGGUGGCCAACUGAAAUAAAAUGUACUUGCCAGCAUUGUGUUUACACCAAAGCCAGACUUUGCAGUAUUUUGAGAUACAAGAUUAAUAACAUUGUGAUCUAAAGUUAAUGUUAUUAACACUAUGUGAGUGGUAUUUGUAACAAUUCACAGGGCAUAUAAUUACCACUUGUAAGAAGCAGCUAGGUCAUUUUAGGAAUAGAUUUUUAAACCAUGCAGCUAGCUUUGGAAGAACGUUUUUCUCACCUUAUUGUUUACUGUACCAAAUAAAUGUAACAUGUUUACUGGA